Molecule: messenger RNA, 2963 nt
Organism: Pundamilia nyererei
Lineage: Eukaryota; Metazoa; Chordata; Actinopteri; Cichliformes; Cichlidae
Product: type II inositol 3,4-bisphosphate 4-phosphatase-like
Exons: 15
Coding region: 77-2164 (695 amino acids)
Cellular component (GO): cytoplasm
Molecular function (GO): phosphatidylinositol-3,4-bisphosphate 4-phosphatase activity
Source: RefSeq, a predicted model, not a curated record
AGUGCUGUGUGCUCAGGUCUCUAAGGUGUACAGGUUUAAGACAGAAGAUCAGAGGUGGCUGCUGGUCAGGGAACAGAUGUCAGAGACGCCGCUUUCUUUCUCUUUACCCAAACAGUUGCUGAGCUUGCUCACACAGGAACAUACAAACAGAAUUCAGGAAGUGAAGGAACUCGGUGACCUUUCACCCCACUGGGAUGGCCUUCGCCAUGAUGUCGUCAGCCACUGUAACCACGUGACCGGCUGCUAUCAGGAACUGCUCGCUGAGCUCGAAAAAGUCUCAGCUUCAUCCUGUUUUAAGUCGAGCACCAGUAAGUCAGACAGACACCUUCAGUUUGUUCCGACCAACCUACACACGCAGAGGAUGGAGGUCACCAGUCCCGACAGCACAGGUGUUUGGUAUGACGUUAUAACCUUUGGUGCUCCAGCCGAUCAUCACCAGGCCUUUAAACACGGAGGGCUGAAGAAACUCCUCAGGAAACAUACAAACCUCAGGGAAAGAUGUGUCUCUUACUCCCAGGAGGAGAGCUCUAGAGCCAAGGAGCUGCUGACAAGGAUGGCCCAGCUGCAGCCGUUGGUCUUCGGGCUCGCAGAGGAGCUGCUCUCCGUCGCGCAGGAGCUGAACGCCGCCCGGCUGCGGCAGGUCCUGGGCAGCCUGACGGAACAGACCGAGCAGUUUGUGCACGCGCUCAAAGAGGAGUUGGUAAAAUGCGCCCUGCUGGAGAUCCAUAACCAGUGCAUCGCAAACGCCAACAGCAGCCACGUGCACAGCAACGGGCUGCUGUGUGAGAACUGUCCCGCCGAUCAGGAGCAGGAUGGUGGCCGACACGACACGGAGUACGACGACGAGGAGUGGGACAGGGUGUGGGUGAAUGUCGGAAAGAGCAUCAACUGCAUUGUUGCCAUGGUCGACCGACUGCAGCAGCAAGAGGAGCAGACGGUGAUGUCACCAGAGCCGCAGGAAGGGGACACAAACUCUCAGAACACAGCCUCUCGUUCCUCCUGCUCCUCCUUCUCUGGGUGCACUUGGCAAGAGCACCUUCUCCCUCUGGUGGUCACUCUUAGGGACUGCGUGCGUGAGGCAGUGGGGAAGGCCCAGGUAGCAAUGACCUUUGUGGUCCUGCAGGAGGCAGUGGAUGUGACGGUCGCUCAGGGCCCUGCACACAUAGCCCAGAGACGUCACGCCGUCUUCAGCCAGGCGCUCUCAGCAGUAGUUUGUGGUGUCAUGCUGAAGCUUUACAGAGGCCUGGAGGAUCCUGACUUUCUACGGCAACUUCACACUGUAGGAGUAUUGGCUCAAUUUGAAAGCCUGUUGAGCACCCACGGUGAUGAGAUUGGGAUGCUGGAAGACAUGGAAGUGGGUGUGGCUGACCUAAAGAGAGUAGUGUUCACCAUCACCGAGGCCAAAACGGAACAACCAGACGACCUGCUGCCGACACUCAAUGGAACAUGGGGCAGUUUUAUUGUUGAAGUGCCGUUGCCCCCGGAGACCUUCAGCUCACUUCCACAGGAACUGAAAGAUGGACUGUUGAUUCGAGUCGAUCCUGUUCUGUUUAACAUUGGAAUCAAUCAGCAUCAGAGUUACGCUGAGAGGUUUGGUGACUGUUCGUUGCAGGAGAGAAUAAACCAGCAGAGCUGUGAGCGUCUCAAAGCUUAUUGUAACACACUGAGGGACAGACUGCCGGACAUGGCUGGUAUCCAGUCGCUGGCAGACUUGUUGUCUUCUCUGGAACGCAGCAUUGAGGCCAAGAAGAGGAAGAACGUGGAGGUUCUGUGGAUCGCUGCUAAGGUGUGUCGUAAGGUGAACGGUGUGCGGCUGACGAGCUGUAAGAGUGCGAAGGACCGCACUGCGAUGUCGGUGACGCUGGAGCAGUGCGCCUUACUGCGGGAGCGACACACACUCAGCCAGCAGCACUUCAGCACCGCACUGGACUGGAUGAGAAGAUCUCAUCUGUCCUGGGGGCAGAUGCUUGGCUGUUACACCCAGUCAGGGUUCCCUGUCUCUGGGUUAGAUCCAGGGGAGACUCCCUCAGAACUCCCACAGUGUUUGGCCCCCAAAGCCCCCAGACGGCAUCUUUACCCAGUGGCCUUUCUCCUGGUGACCUCUCACCUCCUGGUUCUUUGGCUCAUCCUCAGCCUCGUUAUACUGCUGGCAAAAUACCAGUAGAGCAGCACAGACUGGGAACACUGGGAAGUGGACUGCAUCACUAUCACUCUUACUAUUUUCUGUCAGGUUUGUUCAGACGAAGCGUGUUCAUGAGAUUUAAUUCAGCUUAAGGAGACGAGAGGCGGCUUUCUUUAUUUUUCUCUUUCAUUUGUUGGAAAGUUUUAUUCACAAGAAUGAUACCAAAGACUAAAACAAUAUGUCAGUCAGUAAGUAUCCUCUAAUGUAAAUCCCACACUGGACGUGUUUUAGAGUUUGGGUGGGGGUAUUUACAUUUUUAGGGAAAUGUUCUUGCUUAUUUAUAGCUGUAUAUGUAUAUAUACAGUCAUAGGAACCAUAUGUCUACAAAAAAAGAGUAAAUUAGAUUCACUUUAAUAAAAUAUAAAGUUACAAAUCUUGAUAAAGUAAAAUUUUUAGAUGGUGCUCAAGUGUUCACUCAAUAAUGUGCACCCCUCCUCAAAGUCCACCCCACUCUUCUUCCCUGUCGCACAUCAUUUCUCUGCUAUGCUGCUCAUUCUGUUUAGAGACCAACAGAGGAACAAGUUUGAAUGAAAAGCAGACGGUUAUUUGUUAUGGCUUUGAAAUCUGAAAUUUGACUUUAUUAUUACCAGACCACAGUUUGUGACUGACACAAGGUUGAUAAUGCUUUUUUUUUUUAACCCUUCAAUUUAUAGCGAGGAUUAGGAUACAAUUAAUUUGUAGCACAAACGUUUACUCUAGUACUUUACUGAAGUGCAAAGACAUGAACAGUCUGUAAUUUUAAUGGAGAGAGGCAGCAUAACAACCACAACAUAAAAGUUAU